GAUCAAUCAUUAUGUAAUCAAAUAAUUUUGUAGAUCUGAUUAACGUUACAAUUGUUAUUUUUGUUAUUUAUAUUAUUUAUGUUAUUUUUAUUAUUUUUAUUAUUUCUUUUAUUUAUUACAUUUAUUUUAUUUACUUUAUUUAUUUUAGUUAUAUUAUUUUCUUUAUAUUUUAUUUUUAUAUAAAUAUCUUUUGAUUUUUCUUAAGUUAAAGUGUGUGUCAGUGUGUCAGAUAGAUAGAAAAUAGAUAGUAUAAGUUAGGGAUUAACUUGUAUUAACUAUUUAAUAAACUCUUAUAUUAAAAACGAACUGUGAUUGUGUUAUAUUUUGCGUAUUGUGUUUUUGCGUGUCUUGCUGAUAUAAACUACGUUAUAGCUAUUGACUCCCUAACGUUUAGUUAUAGUUGACAGAGUCUGAGACGGACCUGUUAACAAAGUGGUGAUUCCUGCCAGGUCAUAAGAGAUUUAUGACCAUACAAGAUCAUUUCGAACAACAAUUACAAUUAACUACUCGCCAUACUGCUCAACAUCUUUCAAAUAUAAAUCCACCUACUACUGUAGAUCAUUCUUGUCGUAUCUGUUAUCCUCCACCUCUUGUUUUACCACCUGCCUUUCAAAAUUUCUGGAAUUGGAUUAGUAACUACUUCUUUGCAGUUAGUUAUACCUCCUACACUAUAAGGGCUUUACCUAUCUUCUGUCAAGCAUUUCAAUUAGAUAACAAUAGAAUCAAAGGACUCCAAGUUUUAAUCCUAUCUAGUAAACUACUUUUUAGUAUUAGAUACCAGCAAAGACCUGAUCCUAUCAGAAAUCUAGUAUUUUUCUUCUUCAAUCUUACUCAUAGAACAAACUAUUUUAAUAAUCCUGUUACACCUCAAUUAGUUGCUCAACUUAACACUGAUAUCCAAACUGAAAGAAAUAAUAACCCUAAUAAUCUCAUAGAUAACCCUCCUGUUUAUAAUCAAAAUAUGGCUGACGAAGCUGCUAUCACCAAUGCUUUGCAAACUGUUUUUGACCUUUUUAAAAAAUAUUUUGCAAAUGAUACUCGCAAAAAUAAAUGGUAUCAGGAAUUACUCACCUUAAGACAAGGUAGUAAUGAAACAGUAGAUGAUUAUGCCGCUAAAUUCCAAAGGUUAUUAAAGAGAGUUGAUACUACCAAUGCUAUUCCUGAUGCUCAGAAAAUUAGAAUGUUCCUUUUUGGAUUAACUCCUACUAUCACUCCUAUGGUACAUUUACAAGAUGCUAAUACUUUAUCUGAUGUCAUUGGUAAUGCAAGAAAAGUUGAAACUGGAUUAAAUUACGCACAUUUAGGACCAAGUGUUACUGGAAUUGCUACUAAAAGAUUGAGAAGACCCCAACCAAGACAAAAUAUCAAUAUUCCAAUGGAUGAAGUUAUUGAAACAACUGCUACUCCUGCUGUUCCACCAAAAAGAACUGUUAAAAUAACCCCAAGAAUGCCCUCAAUUAUUGAACAGAUGCCUCUUUAUCUCAUUUCAGAUGACAUAUUAAAUAUGCCAUCUUCAGCAAAGAUUGGACAACUUUUGAAAUAUAACGACCAAAAGAAAGAUUUUGCCAGAAUUUUGAGAAGACCACCUAAGACUCAAGAAACUAACUAUGUAUAUAGAAUCUCUGAUUCUGAAGAAUGUGAUACUAGAGACACCACUGCUGUGAAAUGUGCAGUGAGAAUUAAAGGAGAUCCUGUUUAUGCAAUUUUAGAUUCAGGAGCUGCUGUUUGUGUUAUCACCAAAUCUCUUGCUCGAAAGUUGAGAUUGGAAAUCACUAAACCCUCCAACACUAUUGUAGUCACUGCGGAUGGGACAAGAAACAGAGCCUUAGGACAAAUAGAAAAAGUACCUAUACAAUUAUUGGCGAAGAAAAGAAUAUUUAUGAAGUACAAAAUGAUGGAUAUAGUAGACCACUAA
Rhizophagus irregularis DAOM 181602=DAOM 197198 is the source of this 1915-nucleotide messenger RNA. NCBI's taxonomy places the organism in Eukaryota, Fungi, Glomeromycota, Glomeromycetes, Glomerales, Glomeraceae. The record is from RefSeq and is a predicted model, not a curated record.